Messenger RNA from Hyla sarda, 1888 nucleotides. It is a transcript of the gene GABRR3, whose product is annotated as gamma-aminobutyric acid type A receptor subunit rho3. The coding region runs from base 244 to 1668 and encodes 474 amino acids. Gene Ontology annotation, cellular component: membrane; synapse; GABA-A receptor complex. The transcript is spliced from 9 exons. The record is from RefSeq and is a predicted model, not a curated record. Gene Ontology annotation, biological process: chemical synaptic transmission; regulation of membrane potential; nervous system process. Gene Ontology annotation, molecular function: GABA-A receptor activity; extracellular ligand-gated monoatomic ion channel activity; neurotransmitter receptor activity. NCBI's taxonomy places the organism in Eukaryota, Metazoa, Chordata, Amphibia, Anura, Hylidae.
UUUUCCUCAUUGCAUUUAGGAAUUCCUGGUAGAGGGCAGAGGAUGUAUCCGUGCGAAUGUGUUAGAGGGAAAAGCCUGGAGAGUUGUCAUUUGCUUUAGUCUGGAUAAAACGGGAUAAUCAUCCUUGGGUAUGUGCUUGUUACGUUUUCCCGGGAAUGCUUGUAUGGCAGGAAAGUGACCAUAAAGAAAUGAAGAUUCUCUGAGGGCCCGGAGGAAUAGACCAACUCCUCUGCUCUGGAAGAAAUGGUCCUCAUCAUUAAAUUGCUUCUACUCUCAAGUCUGUGGCCAGGGGCUGUCCUCAAUGGGUUCCAUCAGCAAAGACAGAAGGACCACGCUCAUCAUCAGCACCACCAUCACCAGAAAGAGGAGAUUCACCCAGUGCCCCUGAGAGACAGUCGCAAGAAUGCAAAUAAAAUGAAGAGAAUUGACAGCACUAAAGUCCGUCAGGUCAAAUCUGAACAGCUUUUACGGAUAGAUGACCAUGAUUUUGCAAUGAGACCUGGAUUUGGAGGUUCAGCAAUUCCUGUCGGCAUUGAUGUACAGAUAGAAAGUAUAGAUAGUAUCUCAGAAGUUGAUAUGGAUUUCACAAUGACCUUAUACCUCAGACAUUACUGGAAAGACGAGAGGCUCUCAUUCCAGAGUACCAACAACAGGAGCAUGACAUUUGAUGGAAGGCUAAUAAAAAAAAUUUGGGUUCCAGAUGUAUUCUUUGUUCAUUCCAAACGGUCAUUUAUACAUGAUACCACAAUGGAGAACAUCAUGCUCCGAGUGUAUCCGGAUGGAAAUGUUUUAUUCAGCCUAAGGAUAACUGUGUCUGCAAUGUGCUUCAUGGAUUUCAGCAGAUUUCCUCUGGACACUCAGAACUGUUCUUUGGAACUGGAAAGUUAUGCCUACAAUGAGGAUGAUCUCAUGCUGUACUGGAAGCGAGGAAAUGAGUCCUUGAAAACAGAUGAGCAUAUUGCACUGUCCCAGUUUUUUAUUGAAGAGUUCAGUGCAUCUAGUGGAUUGGCCUUGUACAGUAGCACAGGAUGGUACAACAGGCUUUUCAUCAACUUCAUUCUUAGACGACACAUAUUCUUCUUCGUGCUCCAGUCCUAUUUCCCUGCGAUGCUCAUGGUGAUGCUGUCGUGGGUUUCUUUCUGGAUUGACAGGAGAGCUGUACCUGCCAGAGUAUCCCUAGGUAUCACCACCGUACUGACAAUGUCCACGAUCAUCACCGGAGUCAGUGCCUCAAUGCCUCAGGUGUCUUACAUUAAAGCCGUAGACGUCUACUUGUGGAUCAGCUUUCUUUUCGUCUUUCUGUCUGUUAUUGAAUAUGCAGCUGUCAAUUACCUGACUACAGUGGAAGAAAGAAAACAGCUAAAAAGGAGAGGAAAGUCUUCUACGACACUGAACCUGGAGGCAGUGCAGGCCAUGGCGUUUGAUGGCUGUUACCAUGACAGUGAUGCCGACCUAAACUAUUCUUUGCAUUCUGAGGAAACGUCAUCUCGCGGGAGGGCCAGCGUGAGCACUCUGGAUGCAGCUCGAGUGAAGCGCAAGAAAUCGAUUAAAGGGAACGUUGGCAGAAUAAUCCUGGAGAACAAUCAUGCCAUAGACACUUAUUCCAGGAUCAUCUUUCCUAUUGUCUAUAUUUUGUUUAAUUUCUUCUAUUGGGGCAUGUACUUAUGAGAAGGAAUGAAACGGGAGAUCUUAUAUUCCGAAUGUACUCGACAUGGAAAAACACAGGAAUCCUGCACUCCGAAUUGGUCUCUUGUGAGAUAAUAUAUGAAUAAAUGAUUUCUUAUUUUCAUUGAUGGCCAUGCUGGUGUUGCUUACAGUGUAUUUCCAGUCAUAUGUUCAAAGUUUCUUGUAGAGAUGUGCCUGCAUUAUUAAAACGCUAGAAUUUUUA